AUGCCAGUUUCCGAUUUGCAUGUAGACAUGCAGAACAAGGCCAUUGUUGAUGCACUAUACAAGGGAUUAUCAAAUGGCCACAUGGAGACGGUGGCCAAACUCAUAGCAAGUGACCUAGAAUGGUGGUUCCAUGGACCUCUACAAUCCCAACACAUGAUGAGAAUUCUCACCGGGGAGUCGAGCCACACCAAGUUUAGGUUUGAACCAAGAAGCAUAGAUGUCAUUGGUGAUUGUGUGAUUGUGGAGGGCUGGGAAGGUGCACAAGCUUACUGGGUGCAUGUAUGGACCUUGAAACAUGGUGUGAUCACACAAUUUAGAGAGUACUUCAACACUUGGCUCACCGUGAAAGAUAUUAGCCCACAUGGUUGGGAAAUUAGGCAUGAGAACUAUACCUCGUGGCAGAGCCACCCCAGAGACCUAUUCAACCGCUCAUUGCCUGGCCUAAUUCUGGUUAUUUAG
This is a messenger RNA of Dovyalis caffra, 459 nucleotides long. The record is from the annotation of a GenBank genome assembly. NCBI's taxonomy places the organism in Eukaryota, Viridiplantae, Streptophyta, Magnoliopsida, Malpighiales, Salicaceae.